This is a messenger RNA of Rotaria sp. Silwood2, 1248 nucleotides long. The record is from the annotation of a GenBank genome assembly. NCBI's taxonomy places the organism in Eukaryota, Metazoa, Rotifera, Eurotatoria, Philodinida, Philodinidae.
AUGAUCGCUUCUUUUUGUUCUGAAGCAAAUUUAACAAUAGUAAAUGCCAUUCAACAGUUUCGCUCAACUGCAUUCAUAUCUGCUCAAGUAUUGCCUCCUAAACCAUUUCAAGUGUUAAUCAAUAAUGCAAUACAACAGUUUCAAGCGUUGACUUCGGCUGGUUUUGUCGGUAUUCUAGAGCCUAUUCGUGUUGUUGGUCAAGGUAAUGCACUUAUAACUGUUAUGGGAACAAAUUGGUCACCAAGAGUAACAUCUUUUGAUGACGAUGUUCCUUUCCUAUUUGUUCCUGUCGAAUACAACGGUGGCAACUGUUCCUGUGCCACUUCACGAUCAUGCUUGAAACCAAUGGCUUUAUUCGCGAAUUCUCGUAUACUAGUUUAUACAUUGGACGAUAUAUUUUAUGGUUGCACGCUUGUCGACACUCUGUUGCAGUCCUCUCUCACGUGCUUUUUUUCUAACUCGUGUCUUACAACAUUGCUUCAGGCAAUACUUCUUACCAAUGAUUCCGUUUUUUGGCGUUAUAUAUAUCCAUUGGCGCCAAUAAAACGCUUCUCCAACAAAUCUUAUUUUCAAGAAAAUGAUACCCUCGAAACUAUUGCCCGUGGGCUUUUUAUUGAUUCUUGGACGAGUGAAGUUUCCUAUGAUAGAUAUUAUAAUGCAUGCCAGCCUGUGAUAUGCCGUUAUUCGUUUCGACAGCGUUUAGAUGUCACUUAUGUCAGUCUUACAUUACUAAGUCUGUUUGGUGGAAUUUCGACAGCACUUCUGUGUGCAGUGCCACGCAUAUUAUAUAUUCUUCGCAAUUUAUAUUAUUAUUUUCGUCAGCGGAUUAGAAAAGAAAAUGAAAGCUAGACAAUGAAACAAUACAAAACGCAAAUACACAAAUAACCUAAUGACAAAAUAAUCUAAGUUCUUUUCACUUCGUUCAUUAACUUCUAUUGCUUCUUUUACAAAACACGACUCAUAUAUUUAUUCUUUCCAUCUAAAAUAUAUGCUCUGCCUAUAGAUUCAACGCUUUUCGGUUAAUGAUCCAUCUUCCUCGUUCUUUGAAAUAAAUACAAUAUUUACUUUAUUAUGGGUGUGCGGGUGUUGAUCUUCUUUUCAAGAACAUCCACACUCACGCUCAUAUCUAGGGCUGGCACUUUAUCUUUACUUUACUUUAAUAAAGUACAGUAAAGUAAAGCAUUUGACUUUACUUUACCGAGUAAAGUAAAGUGAAGCAUUUGACUUUACUUUACUCAGUAAAGUAAA